This is a messenger RNA of Daphnia pulicaria, 1752 nucleotides long. RefSeq lists its product as uncharacterized. Gene Ontology annotation, molecular function: extracellular matrix structural constituent; protein binding. The record is from RefSeq and is a predicted model, not a curated record. Lineage: Eukaryota; Metazoa; Arthropoda; Branchiopoda; Diplostraca; Daphniidae. Bases 103 to 1590 code for a protein of 495 amino acids. The transcript is spliced from 5 exons.
AUUUUAAGCUGUUACAUUCGUAUAAAUAAGACGGCGAUUCGCCCAGAGCCACUAUACCUGCAUUAAUUCCUGUAAAAUCGCGACUUUCACGAGUCGACAAAAAUGAUUCGUUUCUCACGAAUCCAUUUAAGUUUUUUACUUUUCAUUUGCUCGACAUGUUUGACAGCAGGCUUCUCUGUCGAGGAACAACUAACCCAGAUUAGAGAGAAUUAUGUGGAACUGAAAAAUAAUUUAGAGUCAAAGGUGGUUCAACUGGAGGCCAAAGUCGUUCAACUGGAAGAAAAAGUCCAGCAUCAAGAAUCACUUCUAAUUGCUUUACAGAGUCAACAACCAAUCAGCAGCAAAUCUGUUUCUGCUAUCAGUCAACCUUCUGGGAAAAUUUACGUCCUCAGGACCUGCAGAGAGACCCGAGCAGCCGAUCCUUCUUUAAGUUCCGGAAUGUACUGGGUCGAUCCAGACGGCCAAGGUGUGGGCGACGAUCCUAUUUACGUCUUUUGUAACAUGGCCACAGGUUCUACAGAAAUUUUACACGACACCGAAUCGAAGACUGACGUGGGAAACUGCGCUGAUCCUGGUUGUUAUUCAAAGGCCAUCAAGUACAACGCAACUAUGAGACAGAUUAUGGCAUUAGCUGAGUUGUCUAACGAAUGUCAUCAAUCGAUUAGAUACGAUUGCAUCAGCGCUCCGUUGGAGAUUAAUGGCAUCACAUAUUCCUGGUGGAACGAUAGAGAUGAAAAACCACAAUACUUUUGGUCAGGAAGUAACUCCAGCGUCCACACCUGCCAAUGCGGAUUGGAUGGAAAUUGUGUUGAAUCACCAGCCGUGACGUGUAACUGCGACUCCGGUCUACCUACACUGUUAGCUGAUAGUGGAGUUAUCACUGUCAAGAAUUUGCUGCCAAUCACGCGUUUGAACUUCGGUCGUACCAUAUUGGAUGUCUCUUCCGGCCAAUACACGCUGGGAAGGUUAGAAUGUAGCGGACACAUGGCCGUCACCGGAAUGCCAAAGUCCUGCGAAGAUUUGUGGAGGAUCGGACACACUUUAACUGGUUUAUAUUCAGUCAUGGGCACUGCAAUGGUGGAAAAUGUCUACUGUGACUUUACUAAACUUCCCAGCGAUGCGGGUUUCCAAAAAUGGAUGGGAUUCACUGACGUCCAAUCAGUGCCAACUUAUUUCUUGGUUACGAGUGGUUCAUUCAAUUCAUUAAAUAUUCCGAUCCCCUACACAACUGCAAAACUGAACAUAGGAGGGGCCAUGGAUAUGUCAUCGGGAAAAUUUACAGCCCCACGGACGGGAACUUAUUUUUUCUCCUCUACCACAUUGAUUGGCUUCCCAACCUCAUCUUCCUCUGUAGCUUAUUUAUAUUUAGGAAUUUUUUUGAACGGCAUUGAAAUCGGAAAGAGUUGGAAUGAUGAGGCCAACACAGUUGCUUCGCAAGAAGUUCCGGUAGUUCUACAAUCGACAGUAAAUUUGCAAGAGGGAGAUCAGGUAUGGUUGGAGAUUAUUGGGAUUUCAACAGGAGGUUUUAUACAUUCUGUAAAAUCUUUUACCGGUUGGCUUUUGCAAGAAAAUCUCUCCCAAUCGCUGUAGAAAGUCAGAGUGAAAGCAAAAAUGUUUGCUAAUUUACACUUCUUAAGUUCAAUCAAAUAAAGUUACAAUUCAUUUACACAUUCACCCUCCGUGUCAAACCCUGGCAGAUCCCUUGCCAAAUAAACGAUUAUCAUCAUCGACUACCCAGUAUUACGAAAAACA